UCCAAUCGGCUUCCGUGAUGCCGGGCUGCGCCCGCCCCUCCCUGGCGCAACGCCGUUGCCACGGCAACCGGCGGGUAGACCAGGCCCGAGCCGCGCCGAUGCCGAAGCUGCCGCUGUCGCCGGUGCCCGAGCAGGAGACCGACGUCGGGGAUCGCCUUCCUAGUCGCGGUACUCCUGCCCCCGCUCGUCUGGGCUCCGGCGGCUCAGCGACUUUUUCAAGGCCCACUGACGAGCCGCAGACUAUACAUGAGGAAAGUGGUCCCUGUUACCCAGAGAAUGCUGGGAACGAUUCUGAAGAGGAGAUGGAGGAGGAGGAGGAGGAGGAGGAAAGGGAUGAAGACUGGGACACAGACCUUGAAAUAGAAGAUUCUAAGACCUCCCAUGAUCCAACAGGAAAAGCCAAAUAUCUCAACACCUGCCGAAUGCACGGCGUUGUUCCUAUCUCGUAUUUUUUACGCCACAUGAAAGAUUCUGAACUGACCCUGAAGCACUACGGCCUUGGACCCAAGGGAGCCAAAGCUCUAGCUCCUUCCUUGGCGAACAACACAUCCAUUGUGAAGUUAAACCUGAGUGACAACUGGCUGGAUGGAGAUGGAGCAGCAGCGGUGGCCGAGAUGUUGAAGGAAAAUUGUUACAUUUCAGAUGUUGAUUUGUCAGAGAACAGGAUUGGAGUGAAAGGGGCGAAGGCUUUGUCCUCCAUGCUUGGGGAGAAUAGGACACUACUAACCCUGAAGCUCUCUGGAAAUGAAUUAGAUGAGCGUGCGGCCAAAUACCUAGCAGAUGCUUUUGUGAUCAACAACAAACUGGAGUCCCUUGAUCUGAGUCAUAACAUGCUUGAAGAGCUGACAGGCGGGGUUCUUGGUGCAGCGAUUGCAGAAAACGUCGGCCUGAAGGAGCUUGAUCUCAGCUGGAACCAUUUCCGGGGCAAAGGAGCAGUUGCUAUUGCCAAAGGCUUAGGGGCCAACAUCUUCCUUCGGGUGCUGGACCUUUCGUACAACGGCUUUGGCAACGGCGGAGCAACUGCCCUGGGUGAGGCCCUGAAAGUCAACAACGUUCUGGAAGAGCUGAACGUUGGGAACAAUCGCAUUUCUCUGGAAGGAGCCCUCUGCCUAGCUUUGGGCCUGAAAGAAAACAAAACCCUCAAGAUCUUCAGCGUGGCCAGGAACCCCAUUCAGAGCGAUGGCUGCAUUGGGAUCCUCAAAGCCCUCCAAGCAAAUCCUAAUGCUGCCUUGGAAGUCCUGGAUUUUUCAGAGAUUGUUGUCAAGCAGGACUUUGCAGGGCUUUGCGAUGGCAUCCAGGUAAUUUUCCCAAGCCUUCAGAUCAAGCACAACUGGACCAGCCGCUCGUUCAAAACAGACCCAUCAAAGGUUUUCUGAGAAGACACCCCAACUAUGGACAGCCCUGGGAGGCUGCUUAUUUUUCCUUCCUUGGCUACCUGUGAAGUGAAGAAGGAGCCCAUUAGGGGACCCUCUGCUCUUCCAUUUGCUGACAAAUAAUGGUGUGUGUGUGUGUGUGUGUGUGUGUGUGUGUGUGUGUGAGAGAGAGAGAGAGAGAGAGAGAGAGAGAGAGAGAGAGAGAGAGAGGCUGUGCUGUUUCUCCCUGUCUUUUAGCAUCUGUUAAAAACACUUUCGUUUAGACAGGCCUACCCAGAUGUUUAGAAGGUCGAUGCGAGUUUUAAUGUGCUUUUGGUCUAUUGCUAUUUUAAAUUUUUGAAAGUUGUAAAUCAUUGCUGUUAAUAUUCCUUAUUCAUAACAUUUUAUCCUCUUUGUAAAUCACUUUGAGGGUUUUGGAGCUCUUGUUUUUUUUAGAAUCAAGAGGUGUAUACGUUUUAUGCAUAAAAAUAAACUCACAGCCAAGGAACAGGAAAAAAAUCUUUAUAUUAAUUGGCUUCUUUGCCACAAGCUGUCGCACAGAGCAGAGUCACAGCAUGACAGGUGAAGGCAGUAGUGGGGAGGGCGAUAUCCCCACUGCUACGAAUCUAGUGAUGGGAGCAAGCAAGCAAAGGUCAGAGCACAGAGCAAAACAGCAGGCGCGCUGCCUGUCUGGGAUUCACCGGCAAACCGGUGAGACAUAUGUGUGACAAAACCCAGCUUCCAGCGUCUCAUAAGCAGCUGCACAACCUCCCUCCAUCUGUGGGUGAGAGCAAGGAGAGACUUUUGCUCUCUGGGCUUCCAUUGCCAGCAGUCUGCAGGAAGAAAACCCUGCCUUCCUUCUCGGGACCUCUCUUGGCCUCUCAGUGUUUUUGCCCUGGCCUCUGAGACAACAGAAGCUGAUGCAUCCAAGAGUCAGCGUGAGCAACAGGUAAGUGAUGCCACCCCGAUGGCGUGUCAGGCACAGCGGCAGUGGAGGUCCCCAGGCAAACUAUUUUAUAUGGGAAAGAUUGGUCCAUGGGAUCUGCUUCUGGGAAAGCCAAAUGCACACAGGAGAACACAGCCUGACAAAGUGGGGCUGGCAGUGGGUCGUGAAGGGCAGUUGUCGUGCUCAGAUUCAUGCUAAGCAGUUGAGCAAAUACUCAGCCGGUUCUUUGGAGAAGGAGGGCAGCUUCACGAGAGCAGGGAGGCCAUUUUGAGAUUCCUAAGUAGCCUGCGGCCUGUGCUGUGGCAGGAGGUUUGGCCCUGAGUUAGUGUGUGACCCGGUGGGUGGCAGUAUAAAAAGUCCUUUUAAGAAGGCUGUGAAAACUUUGCCAGUCUGGUGCCCUCCAGAUGUUUGGGACUAUAACUCCCAUCAGCCUUUGCCAACAUGCAGAGGCAUACAUAGGCUUCCUUGCACCCUUGGCAAUUGGUGUCCCCACCCCUCUCUGAAAAUAAAUACAUGACAUAAUUCAGUAAUCACAAAUGACUCUUAAACCGGGUGUUUUAACAGCACAAUCCUCUAAAUGUCUACUCAAAAGUUAAUCCCACUGAGUUCAAUGGGGCUUACUCCCAGGAAAGUGGGUACACAGGACUCCAGCCUAAAUCUGGCAAGCCAGAGGCAGGAACUUUGGACAACACUUCACUUGCCUUCCUGUUACUUCUGUCAAGGUGCCAGCAGAAAGGCAGUAACUUGGAGUGCACACUUUACUCGGAAACAAGCCCUGUUGAAGUAUCCAGGACCGCUGAGAGGCAUCAGCUGGGGAACCCCCAAGGGAAGAAGGCUCAGGUCCUGGGGAAUGGUGAUGGGACAACAACGAAUGGUCAGAGGGAGAAGACUGGGAAGAGGCAACAGGGCUUGGUGAGAGGAAGAGCCGGUGGCAGAGAGAAGCCCAGAAUCAGAGGCAGAAGCUGAAGUGGGUGACGGGGAGAAGGGAGGCCAAGAGGCAGAGAUGAGUAAGGCUGGUGAAGAGUCACAGGUGUUUCCUCCUCCUGCUGUGAUAAGUUCCCUCCCCACUUUGUCUCCCAGAACCAGAAGAGAGCUGAAACGGGCAGAACAGUGGCAGGCUGCACCCAGGCAUAGUCUCUGGUUGCUUGGAAAAAGCCGUGGAGUGGAGGGGACUUAGACAGCUGUAGGGAGGCAGGGACUUUCAAUCUAUGCAGCUAAUUCAUGGGGCCAGGCCUACUGGGGAUGAGCUGCUAUGCUUAUUAGACCUGACACUUGGCCGACUCUGUGAAAAUUGUGUUUUUGCUGGUAACAAGUUAACUCCGACUUUGCCGGUGCAAUUUACAGCCGGUUGGUUCUUUGACAUUAAGUCAACGGCCCUUGCUUUCUGGGUUAAACCCACAACGACACAUGCCCCAGAAAUUGGUCAAGGCGGGAAAGAAACCAGGGAAAAGCAACUCGCCUGUGCUAAAUGAAGAGCCUCGCCUGACAUUUCUUAGCCACCACAUCAGCUGAAAGUCCAUUCUGGGGGCAUGCAGUGGGAGUGGAGGGUAGGACACAGUGUAGAGAGGACAGAGGGCCAGGCAGGGGUGUUCUCACGGAAAGUCCCACUGCACAAACUAACCGCCAGCGCUGCCAUUCUGACUGGGAAGGAGGCUCUGCAGGGCUGCUGUGAUGGCCUCCAGAUUCCUCUGCCAAGGCACUGAGAGAGAUGCCAUUUUUGUGCCCUCUGUGCCUGUGCAGUUGGCAGGGGCCAACCUGGCCAAUCGCUAGGUAUGCCCCAACCAGCAUGGCUGUGUUGUCUGGGGGCGAUGGUGGUGGUCGUCCAAACCAAGCUGGAAAGCACCACAUUUGAGGGCUGAGCAAGUGUUUUCCUCACUCAAAAUUGAACGAAACAAUGCCAUUCUUCAGAAAGACUUAGGAGUGCAGCCGCUUCCAUGUCUACUCAAAAGCAAAACCCCUCAGAGUUCAGUGAAACGUUCUCCCAGUUAUCUGCUGUGAGUUAUCUGCAGCAAUCCCUAAGUUCUGUGCUAUGGAAUGAAUUAAACACAAACCCGUAAGUUUGUCAUAGAGGAGGCUCCCUGCUGGAUUUGUGCACGAGUCCCUGGCUGUGGCCUUGCCAUGAGCCUCACCAUUAGCUGGUGGGGCUCUCUAAAAUAGGUACAAUCAGAUGGUUUAGCCACUGCUGCUGCAGAAACCUGCCCCGGAAGAGUCUCCGACAUGGAAACAGGGCAGAUAGUCUCCCAAGGAAAGGUAUCUACUUUAUGAACCAGUGGAUUCAAGUCACAAGAAAGGAGAUUUCAACUAAACUUGAAGAAGAACUUUCUGAUGGUAAGAGCUGCUUAAAGGUGGUGGAUUCUCCUUCCUUGGAGGUUUUUAAGCAGAGGUUGAAUGACCAUUUGUCAUGUAUCAUUAGUUGAGAUUCCUGCUUUGCAGGGGGUUGGAUUCAAUGACCCUCAAGGUCCCUUCCAACUCUACCAUUCUAUGAUUUCACCUUUUUGUAUAUAGCCCCUUUCCACUGGAAUAUUUCCAGAAUGAGGAAUGGCCACACACACACUUAACUUUA
This is a messenger RNA of Podarcis raffonei (Aeolian wall lizard), 4861 nucleotides long. It is a transcript of the gene LRRC74B, whose product is annotated as leucine rich repeat containing 74B. Gene Ontology annotation, molecular function: protein binding. Bases 18 to 1376 code for a protein of 452 amino acids. The transcript has 11 exons. The record is from RefSeq and is a predicted model, not a curated record. NCBI's taxonomy places the organism in Eukaryota, Metazoa, Chordata, Lepidosauria, Squamata, Lacertidae.